Mastomys coucha (southern multimammate mouse) is the source of this 1537-nucleotide messenger RNA. It is a transcript of the gene Ccn6, whose product is annotated as cellular communication network factor 6. The transcript is spliced from 4 exons. NCBI's taxonomy places the organism in Eukaryota, Metazoa, Chordata, Mammalia, Rodentia, Muridae. The record is from RefSeq and is a predicted model, not a curated record. The coding region runs from base 178 to 1200 and encodes 340 amino acids. Gene Ontology annotation, biological process: signal transduction; cell adhesion. Gene Ontology annotation, molecular function: heparin binding; integrin binding. Gene Ontology annotation, cellular component: extracellular region; extracellular matrix.
GGAAGAGGAGGAGGAGGAGGAGGAGGAGGAGGAAUUGGAAACCAAUUGAAGUAGGGAGUGGCCAUGCCAAAUAUUGAUAUUGAAACUUACCAGACUGUAGCCCACCUGUUUGGCAUAUAUCUCCUCUAGAUCCGUGAGCGGUCUCAGAUCCUCCUCUAACAUCACCUUUAUUACCAAAUGAAGCUCUGCUGCAGGGCACGGGGCAGUGCGCCACCGGACUCGACCCCUGGAGGACGGCCUGGGGCAGCAUUGGAAGUGUAUCAGCGAGAAGAGGUCUGCCGCUGGCCCUGCAGAUGCCCCCGGCAGAAGCCCACGUGUCCUCCUGGGGUGAGCUUGGUGAGGGAUGGCUGCGGAUGCUGCAAAGUCUGCGCCAAGCAGCCUGGAGACACCUGUAACGAAGCCGAGAUCUGUGACCCACACAAAGGCCUGUACUGUGACUACUCAGGGGACACGCCUAGGUACGAGACAGGCGUCUGCGCGUAUCUUGUGGCAGUUGGAUGUGAGUUCAACAGGGUCCAUUAUCAGAAUGGCCAAGUAUUUCAGCCCCACCCACUGUUCAGCUGCCUCUGUGUGAGUGGAGCCAUUGGAUGCACGCCCCUCUUCAUCCCCAAGCUGGCUGGCGGCAACUGUUCUGCAGCUAAAGGAGGAAGGAAGACUGAUCCCCCAAACUGUGGCCGGGGAGCCCUGCAGCAGCAGCACUCAGCGAGCUACAAGACAAUGCCAGCUUAUAGGAAUCUCCCACUUACUUGGAAGAAAAAAUGUCUUGUGCAAGCAACCAAGUGGACUCCCUGCUCCAGAACGUGCGGAAUGGGAAUUUCUAACCGGGUAACCAACGAAAACGGCAAGUGUGAAAUGAGAAAGGAGAAGAGGCUGUGCUACAUCCAGCCCUGCGGCGGGAACUCAUCAAAGGCAGUGAAGAUCCCCAGAGGAGAAACUUGUCAACCCACUUUCCAACUCCCCAAAGCUGAAAAAUUUGUUUUUUCUGGAUGCUCAAGUUCUCAGAGUUACAGACCCACUUUCUGUGGAAUAUGCCUGGACAAGAGAUGCUGUGUCCCCAACAAGUCUAAAAUGAUUACUGUUAGGUUUGACUGCCCCAGUGAAGGGUCAUUUAAGUGGCAGAUGCUGUGGGUCACAUCUUGUGUGUGUCAGAGGGACUGCAGAGAACCAGGAGAUAUAUUUUCUGAGCUCAGGAUUCUAUAGAGCCAAUCAGGAAGGCUAGCUAAGUCAGUCACGCCAUAGGACAACGCUGAAGAGCUACACAAGGGCAGGAAGCUCACUCAAGGGACUUAAAACAGAGGCACCAUUCUUUGCUUGCUCUAUUUGUGGCAACAGAAGUUUCUAAAACAUAUACUAAUAAAACAAAAAUGAAUGCUUGAAAAAUUUUAAAUAGAACUCAUUUCUUGAGUAUAGCCUAUAAUUAUGUAAUCUAAGAUAAAUGACUCCAGGUAAGGAUUCCAUACAUAGUGAAAGAUAUCAUGCCUUUGAUCCCAGCACAUGGGAGACAGAAGCAGGCAGAUCUCUGUGAGCUUGAGGUCAA